This is a messenger RNA of Nilaparvata lugens (brown planthopper), 3484 nucleotides long. It is a transcript of the gene APC7, whose product is annotated as anaphase-promoting complex subunit 7. The transcript is spliced from 12 exons. The record is from RefSeq and is a predicted model, not a curated record. NCBI's taxonomy places the organism in Eukaryota, Metazoa, Arthropoda, Insecta, Hemiptera, Delphacidae. Gene Ontology annotation, molecular function: protein binding. Gene Ontology annotation, biological process: cell division. The coding region runs from base 284 to 1969 and encodes 561 amino acids.
ACAGCCACAGCUUCAGCUGUCAAUUCAAAGAUAGGUUAUGGUUGGACUCAACUCUCAAGCCACUCAACGUUCAAUCAACAGUUCAUUUUGGUUUUUGUCUUGGUACAGAAAUACAAGCUUUGCAUAUUUAUUAAUCUACAAUCAGUUUGAAUCUUGUGAAUAAUAAUUUCUUGAAUGUUUAUGCCUACUAUUUAUCAUUUAGUAUUAGCUGGUAUUAUAAACUUAAGGUGAAUGUAUAGUACAAAGUAGUUGCACUUUGGUAGGCUCAUCAAAAUCAUUCGAAAUGUCUGCUAUUUUUGAGCAAGUAAAAUUGCUUUUUGAGCAAGAACUUUUUUCUAAUGUGGUCUCUCUGGUCAACAUGGUUUCUACAGUCACAGAUCAUAAUCCACAGAUGAUGUCUAUGGCUGAUAAACUACAGAUGCUUAUCUACUAUGGAGAUUCCUUGUUCCAUUUAGGACAGUAUCGUUUGGCUGACUCUGUUUACCGACAAGCAAUUCAAUUUAGAAAAUCUAUUAUCAAAUCAAAGUCAUCCACCAAGAUCAACGAAAACUCCAGGGAUAUUGUUUCAGAUGUCGACAUCAAAUACCAAAUGCACCUGUGUGCUGUGAAACUGAACCAAUUGGAUGAGGCCAUUCGAAUUUUACAGUCAAUAUUUGCCAAGCAAAGAACGCCCAAAAUAAAUAUGGCGCUGGCGAAGCGUUUUCAAAUGCUUGGCAUGGAAAGGCCAGCUAUUACCGCUUAUAAAGAAGUUCUUAGGGAAUGUCCGAUGGCAUUAGAGGCAGCUGAAGCUUUAUUGGCUCUAGGUGUCAGCGCUGGCGAGGUUGAAAGUCUUGUUCUGGAUUCGAGUGUAACAGGAAUGGAUUGGAUGACCAGCUGGAUCAAGGCGCAUGCACACACUCAGAACAAAGAGUACAACCAGGCCAUCAACACAUUCAAGCAAAUGGAAGAACGAUCUCAGAUCAGGGGAAAUCACUCGCUGCUUGUUUCACUAGGCGAAGCCUACUAUUUUAGUGGCGAUAACAAAACUGCGCUUGUCACUCUGAAAAGGGCACAUUCACUAGACAAGAACCAGCAACGUGGCCUGGACAUACUGGCAGCUUUGUUGGCGUCGGAAAAGCAGAUAUCCGAACUGGAGAAACUAGUUCCCGUCUCGUGGACCAAUGAGGAGCAUGGACCUCAGGCCUGGAUCGCCCUCUCCUAUCUACUCUAUGCCAACAACAACCUCACCAGGGCUGCCUACUUGGCCCAAAAGGCUUGCUAUUUGUGUCCAAGGAAUGUGGAGGCGUUGGUUUUAAAAGGAAAACUUCUGUUCGAUUUGAAACAAUAUACUGAAGCAAUCUCACAUUUUCGAGAAGCUUUCAAGAUGGCGCCCCACAGAUUUGAGCCCCACAAAGGCCUGGUUGACUGUUAUAUGGCUACCCAACGUAUCAGGGAAGCGAGCACUAUUGCAAGUAACACUUGUAAGCAGUUGAACAACGCUCCAAGGGCAUUAACGCUGUAUGCUAGUGUUUUGAUGAAAGAUCCUAUCACAAUUUGUAAAGCGAAACUGCUUCUAGAAAAAGCUCUGAGUCAGGACAGCAAUUAUCUACCAGCUGUGUAUCUUUUAGCAGAAAUCUAUGAGGAGUUGUUGAAUUUAGAAGGCGCUAUCAAACUGCUUGAAAAGAUAGUGAAGAGUACCCCCACAUCAAAACUACAUCAAAUGCUUGGAGACUUGUUAGCCAAAAUCAAUGAGGAAGCUAAAGCUUUCGACCAUUACUACUCUGCACUAAGCCUGGACCCGAACAACCAGCGCGCAGUGGAGGGGCUGAACCGGCUGGACGGUGCGGGAGGGACGGGGGGUGCCAACGGUGGUGCAGGGGGGGGUGGCCGUGACACCUCCUACUACAACCCCAUGUCCGACGUGGACGGCUCGUUCGUCGACCACGUGCCUCCCUCGGACCAGGAGGACAGUUCCGAGAUAUCUGUCUGAGAGGCGGCCACUCAGUAGACGAAUAGAGCACCCGGAGUCCAGACAGUUGUUUGGAUAUCAUGUCUUGAAUCUGCCUACUGGGUUACCAAUUAGCCCUGGUGUCUUGAGGACUAAAACUUGAAGAAAACCAAGUUAAUCUUGGAUAUCGAGGAUCGCUUGCUCUACGUCAAUCUGAGCUCGAAUUUUAAUCUAUAGUUUUCAGUGAUAAUGAAUUCAACAAAAACUUGUGUACUAUACGUGUAUAGCUCAGAACUCCAAUUUGAAAUUCAUAACAUGCAAUUGUUAUAUUUUAUUAUCAUAUUUCAUAUUUGUGAAUAUUCUUAAGGUAUCCUUCAGAACUUACAAUGCCAUUUAUUUUUCAAAUAUUGAUCCAGUUUUUUUUUUUAACGCUCGAGACUGGAAACCAUAUUGGUAACACAAUCAAUGUUAAUUAUUAUUUUCAUUGUUCUACUAUCACUAUAUUUCGGAUCACUUUGUAUAAUUAAUAAAUAAACUUGUAUGAUAUUCUGAGCAUUCUAUUUUUUUGUUGAGAAGAUUGAUAUCAAUAGACUUGAAAUUGUUACUACCACUUUUAUUAUUUUAUGAGGACUAGAAUAGUUGUGACACCAUUACCAAUCUAGUUUUGAGUUAUUCAAAUAAAUAAGUGAUUGUUGAAGUGGAGUUGUACUAUCCAAUCUGUCCAUUGUGAUUGAUUGAAAACCCCUUGAUUCAAAUUUAAUCUACAAUUCCUUCUUGGAUUUAUAAUACCUGAUAGUAUAUCAAAUUUGAAUUGAUCAUCGUUUUUAUCAUGGUAUAGUCUAUUUCUUGUUAUUAUAUCUUUUGGUGUACCAUGUACAUAAGUCAAUGUUAUUGAAUAGGAUUUUCAAUUUAUUUAUGCCUCUUUAUUAUUAAUUUAUUUACAUCUCUAUGUGAUUUGAUGAUUAAGAUUAAAAUCUUCAAUGAAAUCAGCUCUAGUUCAUUCUCAUGAGAAAUGUAUGUAGUUUUAUCACUUCUAUGACUGUUUACUCUAUCUUGCAGUAAUGUCUGUAAACAAGAUUCUACGUUUUCAAUUCUUUCUUGCUGGAUUCCAACACCUCAGUAUCAGUAGAAGUGAAAUAUUUUGCAACAAUUUUAAAUUUUGUACCAAAUUCAAAAUUAUAAAAUUAAAUCUUCUAUAAAUAAACUUAAGAAUGAGCAAAUUACUGAUGGAAUCAUUGAUAGUUUAAUGGGAAUAAUUAUCAUAAUAUUUGUCAAGACAAUUUCCUAUUGUUAUUAGUAAAUUUCAUUAUCAGGAAUGUGGGGAGGGAUAUCAAAUAUAAAAAUAAGGGAAUUCAAAUAAUAAUUUCCUUCUCACCUCCAUGGUUAGAAAUUUUCUUUUAUCAGGAUUGCAUAUAAUCAUUGCCACCUUUAAUAAGAAGAGGCUGUGUUCGUAUAAUAUAGAAAGAAUUGUAUGAGAUAUGAAGCUACUUUUUCAAAAAAUCUCGAUGUAGAAAGUAAUACUUUUCUUGAAUAAAUAUUAUCCUUUUGUAACCACUC